AUGGAUAUCGAAAAAGCUACCAGUGCCCAGACGAUCUUGGCUCCAGUCGACAUCAAUAUUGCCCACGAUGAGCAGGCUCGGAUAAAUGCUAGACCUGAUACCAUCGCAGUAGGACCUGCUACAGCGCCUGGCAUCGCAACAUGGAGACUCGUGUCGUUAUAUGGCAGUGUCUGUAUUGGGCUCUUCUUAUCGUUCUUGGACACAUCGAUCAUCGCAACUGCAAUCUACACAAUUAGUGUAGAAUUCCACUCAUUAUCCAAGGUCAAUUGGAUUGCCUUGUCAUACACACUUGCCUACGUUGGCUGCACUGCCAUCUUUGCCAGCCUCUCCGACGUGAUCGGUCGUCGUAACGCCUAUGUCGCUGCAUUUGUAAUCUUCCUCGCUUUCUCACUCGGAUGUGGUUUCAGUCAAAGUCUCGACCAGCUCAUAGCCAUGCGGGCACUACAGGGAGUGGGCGGUUCAGGCUUGUACUCAGUGGGCUUCGUUAUUCUUACUGAGAUUGCAUCGCCGCGUAUGUCCAAGAUGAUCGGUGCUUUGGCAGGAGCCAUCAUUGCGAUGUCUGGCAUUCUGGGGCCAGUUCUAGGCGGUGUCAUAACGAACUAUACGUCUUGGCGCUGGGUCUUCUGGGCGAAUGCUCCUGUUGGCAUCAUCCCGCUUAUCCUUUUCAUUGGAGCGUGGUCCGAAAACGCUCGGGUCCGAGGUUUCCAGCGCCGCAGUUUCAAGCAGAUCGAUAUCUUAGGUUUCCUUCUCUUGGUUGCUUCUUCUGUACCUUCGGUAAUUGCUUUCCAGCAAGCUGGGAUCCAGAUUCUCUUGGAUAGCGCCGUCUGGUCGUCUGCACUUUUCGUUGCUCCACUCGUCGUCGGUGUCCUAUGCUUUGUCGCGCUCUUGGCCUGGGAGUGGUUCGUUGCAAGGCGCUGGCCUGACACUGUAGGUGCACUCUUCCCAAUACGACUAGCUAAGAACAGAGUCUACAUAUCAGCAGUGGUCACGACGAUGCUGACAGGCUUCCCAUAUUUCUUCAUCAUAUACUCGCUGCCGACACGGUUCCAGGUGGUCAACGGAAAAAAUGCUAUUGUGUCGGGCAUAGCUCUACUACCAAUGCUUGGUGCUUCUGCUAUCGGAACGACUAUUGCUGGUGCGGCUUCGAGUAAAAGAAACAACACCUUCCCGGUCAACGUCGUCGGUGCUGCUCUUAUGCUAGUUGGAGCUGCAUCUCUGUCUACACUAGGCAAUACUGUGGUUCCGCAAGCUCGAGCCUAUGGGCUGCAAGUCUUCCUCGGCUUUGGUUUCGGCCUGACUGUCAGUAAUUCAACUUUACUCGCAACCAUUGAAGCCGAGCAGCGCGAUACAGCGGUCGCACAAGGCAUCAUGGCUCAGGUGCGUGUGCUAGGGGGAAGUAUCGGUAUCGCUGCAUCAACAGCUAUCUUAGGUGUCAAACAGCGUCGGCAGCUUCUAGACCCGAUGGUGGUUAGUGUUGCGCAGUUGGGAUCACUUGCCAAUUCCAUGCGUACCCUUUCACCAGACGCGGCCUUCGCCGUUCGCCAAACGUAUACAGAUGCAUUCAACGAGACUCUUGUCGUUUGCUCUGUCGUCAGCGGUGUGGCUCUGCUAGCAAGUCUUGCAGCGUGGCGGAAGCAACCCACAGUUAUGAAGAUCAGAAAAUAA
This is a messenger RNA of Alternaria burnsii, 1665 nucleotides long. Its product is annotated as mfs multidrug transporter-like protein. The transcript has 3 exons. Gene Ontology annotation, molecular function: transmembrane transporter activity. Lineage: Eukaryota; Fungi; Ascomycota; Dothideomycetes; Pleosporales; Pleosporaceae. Gene Ontology annotation, biological process: transmembrane transport. The coding region runs from base 1 to 1665 and encodes 554 amino acids. The record is from RefSeq and is a predicted model, not a curated record.